AUGACAAACGGCUCGAGAAAGCGUGGGAAAUGGAUGCGUCAUUGGUUAUCAAUGGUAAAGAAGAAAAUGUUUCGCAGCAAAUCAAAAACUAAUAACAUUGAUAAUAUUGGUGCACAUGUUUAUUUCGAUGCAACUGGUUUAGAAUCAACAUUUACAACGGGCAUUGCAUCUUUGACAAACGGUGCUAGGGCUAUACUGAUAGCCAUGUUUGAAGAACCAGUCAAAUUGAACGCGAUGGAUAUUGUCUUGCGUGGAAUUACUAUUAAAGGAAAUACGGAUUAUCGGCAAACGUUCCCUGAAGUGAUUCAACUUAUUGAUAGUAAAAGGCUGAAUGUCGAACAACUUAUUACAAAGAAAGUCAAAUUGAAUGAUAUUGUCAAAGCCUUCAGAAAUUAA
Adineta ricciae is the source of this 396-nucleotide messenger RNA. The record is from the annotation of a GenBank genome assembly. NCBI's taxonomy places the organism in Eukaryota, Metazoa, Rotifera, Eurotatoria, Adinetida, Adinetidae.